UGUUUGGCUUGUUGUGACAAUUGACUAAUUUUGUACGGCAUAAAACAGACCUUAAUACUCGACGAUCGUAUCGAAAAUCGCAAACGCAUGAAUUUCGCAUGCAAAUUAUAUCAUGCAAUUUAAACUUAUUUUGAACAGUGUGGUGCGAUUUGGUUCAUAAACCUUUCAAAGAAUCAAACUAGCCAACGCUGCAGAAAUACUUUAAAGAAGCAACACAUUGGCUGACAAAAAGAAAUUUGAAAUGUUUACAACGAGAAAGUAUACAAAAAUGUUUUAUCGCAUUUAAAAUUAAUGUUCACAUUUGGCAGUGUUUCGAUAAUUAGCAAAACAAAAAAGUUUGUGUUGAUAUAUUUAUUUAAUAAAAUAUGUAAACAAUGACAGAUAUAAAGUGAGUCAAUGUGGUAUGCAAGUGACCUUAUGUACAACGUUGUACUAAGCAAUUGUUUUAUCUGUACGUACUGGCGGAAUAUUAAGUCUUUGAAGCGAACGCAUACAUUUUUUUAUUCAUACAUUGCAAUUUUAGUACGUUGAAAACUAGAAAAAAAAUACGUUGUGCCAUACUGUUAUCUCUCUUAUAUCUAAGACGAAUGCACCAAAUUAGAAAGUACAUGUUGACACGUCUUAUUUCCCAGUUUGGAUUGUUUAUUGCAAAAAACAGAUUCAUACGAAAUUUACAAUUUUUGUAUAUAUUGUUUUUUUGUUCAACCAUGAUAUGAAUGAUAGCAAGAUCUAGAUGAAAUCAUUUUUAAUAGAGAAACAUUAUAUUUCUUACACAAACCUAUAUAUGAUAAGCAUUAAAAUAAAACAGAUUUCGAAUGCCUUUCAAUUAAAACCUUACCCACAUGCUCGUCAUCUUCUGUGAAAGGAGAUUGUAUAAUACAUGCAUUAAUAUACGAAAACUAUACAUGUUGUGGUCUCACGAGUGCCCAAAUUGCGCGCCAAAUAUCAAGCGGUUCUAUGGUGUAAUGGUUAGCACUCUGGACUUUGAAUCCAGCGAUCUGAGAAAUCCAGCAAUCCGAGUUCGAUUCUCGGUAGGACCUAAAAUUUCUUUUCAUUUCAAUUUUUAUUUUGAAUAUACCCGAGUGGAAAAAAGUGAAUAAGUUACUAUUGACUGUAAGUGACUAUAGGUAGCUAUAUUCAUGAAUUUUAAAAUUUUGUAUGGAAAGCAAUCGACUAUAGUUACUCAGUCAGUCAGGCGAUUAUUUAGGGACGUUUUGACACAAAUCGAUAAAAAUGACCGUCUUCAGCAGGUCACGGUACUUGGUUGUACACAAAUCGUUGAAAAAUGACCGUCUCAAGCAGGUCACGGUCCUAGAUUGUACGCAAAUCGAUAAAAAUGACCUUCUCAAGCAGUUCACGGUACUAGAUUGUACACAAAUCGAUAAAAAUGACCGUCUCAAGUAGUUCACGGUACUAGAUUGUACAUAAAUCGAUAAAAAUGACCGUCUCAAGCAGGUCACGGUACUUGGUUGUACACAAAUCGAUAAAAAUGACGUCUCAAGCAGUUCUCGGUACUUGGUUGUACACAAAUCGAUAAAGAAUGACCGUUUCAAGGUUCGAAUCAUUUCACCGCUUGUUCCGUCGUCAUAGCCGUGUUUUGUGUCUAUGUAUGGUGUAUUUCGUAUCGGGUAGCACUCGAUUCUUGCAAUCAAACGGGAGAAAAAAAUAAAAAAAACAUAAAAAGCCCAUAGACACAUUCUUAAAUCUCGGUAGAACCUGUAUCUUUUUUUUACUUUCAUUUUGGCAGAUGCGAAAGAAGAAAGUUAUAAAUAAAAGGCAACAUACUGGUGCUGUGUUUAUUUAUAGUUUAUGAUUUUGUGGUUAUAUGAACGAACGCGUCACUUCCAGAUUUACAGUAUUGCGUCACAGUGGGAACUUCGAAAGAAGUGUUUUGUACUUGUUUAAUAAAAUAUGUUAACAUUGACAGAUAAAAUGUGAGUCAAUGUAGUAUGCAAGUGACCUUAUGUACAAUGUUGUACUGGCGGAAGUUUAUAUAUAGAUUAAGUCAUUGAAUCGAACGCAUGAAAAUUGUUAUUCAUAUUGCAGCGUUUUAGUACGCUGGCAGAGACGAAAGCAGAAAGUUGUAAAUAAAAGGCAAAACAUGAAGUUGUUACUAUUGGUGCUGUGUGUAUUUAUAGUUUAUGAAGUUGAAUCAUCACCUCUAACUCGAAUUAAGCAAAAUCCAAAAUGUGCUCUUGGUCAAGUGUACUGGUGCCAAAGCAGAGUGAUAGCAAAAUCGUGUAAUGCCGUUAAGCAUUGUUUCCAAACGAUUUGGAGUAAACAACUAAAAUCCGAUAACAAGAAACAAUGUGAGAGUUGUUUGGAAUUAGCACGAGUGAUAGGCGAGUCCAAUGUUGCUGACGCUAACACAGAAAGUGAGUUUAAGAGUUUGCUGAAGGAUUCUUGUAAAGAAAUUCGAAAAUACCGAUCAAAGUGUUUGGCUUUGGUUGACAAAUAUUCGAAUGAUCUUUUCAACGAUGUUGUUGACGGUUUGGAUCUUGAUGAAAUCUGUAGAAAACUUUAUAUUUGCCCAAAUGACCAAUGGCCCCAUGACGAUGGCUCAAACGAAAUUUCUGCAUCGCCAUACGAGUGCUUUGAGUGUCAACAUUUGCUAAAAGGAAUUGAAUCCAAAGUAGGAAAUAAUCGAUCCAAGGAACACAUCGAAAUUGUUCUACAACAAUCCUGUUCAUCAAUUUCGAAUGCGGAUUUGAAAAAGAAAUGUUUUGAUUUUGUUACCACACACAAAGAUUAUAUCGUUAACUCGCUCAUGAUACAAAUGCCACCAAAACAAAUGUGCCAUGGACUUGGUUUUUGUGCCACGCAACCCAUCAAAAUUGAUGCCAUAAAACAAGAAAAUGUGGAAUAUUCUGAUACACCACAAUGUGUUGUGUGCCAACUAAUCGCUGUGCAUCUCGAUGAUUUGCUCAAAGAAAACAGCACAAUUGAUAAAAUCGAUGAUGCUGUUCACGCUGUUUGCGAUAAAAUACCAACGAAAUUUUUUAACGAUUGUGAGGACACUGUUGAGAAUUAUGCUGAGAUUAUGAUUAGUUUUCUUUUGUCAGCAACGCCAAAGCAAUUGUGUACGGAAUUGGAAUUUUGCAGCAGUAAAAUGAGAAAAGAGCAGAGCCAACGAAAUAUCGACGAAUGUCGUGAAAGCAACGACUUCGACAAAAUAAAUUUGGAAGAUUGAAAUUUCAAAAUUCAAAUGCAGAUAGUACAUUCUGUUCAGAUAGUUCGAGUUUUUUUUUUCAAUUAUAGCUCAUAUACUGUUUCGAAACGAUGUGUGAAUAAAUUUUAAUCCGAAUUAUAAAAAAUUCUUUAUUUUUGCAACAAAUAUUCGGAUUUCGUAAAUGAUAUUAUAUAAACAAAUGUUUUAUAUCGCAAAAUAAAUGUCAAAAAUGGAUUCCCAGACCCCAAACACCCCCGCAUAGACAUUUGGCUAGAGAAAAAAUAAUGUUUUUUUGAAUGCAAUAUCUAAGUCGAUUUUUAAAUAUUUUGGAAAAUAUCUAUCUAGAAAAAUUUGGAGGCUCGAAAUUCAUUUUAGACAUAUGGCAAAAAUUCUUAAAUUGAUCCAAAGAACACCGUGAGGGGGUACGCUACAUCGACGUUUUCGGCUCCCUAGAAAUUGAUCCAACCCUAUGUGUAGAGAUCAGGAGGAUUUUUUUUUGUUUUAAUUCAUUUUUUAAAGUUGAAUUUUAAUGAACUGUAGCACACUGUACAACGUGAAAGCAUGAAUUUCGUGAAAUAAGAUUUAACGCGCAUUUAAGUAUUUUAUGGCGCAACUAUGCCAUAAAAUUUACGAGUUUAAUAAACGUUUUAUUGUUGUUUAUGCCUAAA
This is a messenger RNA of Contarinia nasturtii (swede midge), 3837 nucleotides long. RefSeq names its product prosaposin-like. Gene Ontology annotation, biological process: lipid metabolic process. The coding region runs from base 2102 to 3190 and encodes 362 amino acids. The transcript is spliced from 3 exons. The record is from RefSeq and is a predicted model, not a curated record. NCBI's taxonomy places the organism in Eukaryota, Metazoa, Arthropoda, Insecta, Diptera, Cecidomyiidae.